AUGCUACCUGGACGUUCUGGUAACAGCUUUUCGCAAGCCUUAUCCGACACCACAACCUUCCCAACCUUACUUUACAGGGAAAUUCCAAAGCGACAGUUGGACUAUCGAAAGCCUCGGCAGGACGAUAGGGCAGAGAUACAUAAUCUCACGCCUAGGCAAAACAGCCUCCGAGUUCACCUCCUCAUCUUGGAAGUUGGAAAAUCAAAUUUCAGCCUAGGAGCACUGUAUACCGCACGGCUGACGCUCGUCGUAUAUGCCAGUAAAGUCUUCUCUUCAGUGAAAGGAAAAAUCCCAAGGGCUUCGCUUCACCUCGCCAGAAACCUGGAAGCCCUGUCCUUCUUUCGCCCAAAUUUGAGCCGUUUCGCCGUUCUUCCAAGGCCCUCAAAAAUAGCCCUCUUACGGACGCGGGGAGAACUCUCCGGCUGGGCCAAGCUCCCGGCGGGUUUAUAUAUUUAA
Morchella sextelata is the source of this 456-nucleotide messenger RNA. RefSeq lists its product as uncharacterized. The record is from RefSeq and is a predicted model, not a curated record. NCBI's taxonomy places the organism in Eukaryota, Fungi, Ascomycota, Pezizomycetes, Pezizales, Morchellaceae. The transcript has 5 exons. The coding region runs from base 1 to 456 and encodes 151 amino acids.